GUGGAACAGGAUCGUUAGGGAUCUGUCCAUCAUCAACAGUAAUUCGUUGAGUUCAGAUAAAAAAAAGUGUUGAAUUAUCUUCGAUUACUCACAAUUCGAAUAUAUUUUGAUCGGUUUUCUUAUACGAAUCAUUGUGAUAUUUUUAUUCAAAUUCUAGCAAUUAUGUGGAACGUCAUGAGUGUUUUGUUUAUGUUUCUGGGUCAACAUUUGUGCUUCAAUGAACUAAGCACUAGAACUUCAUCACAAAGGCUAGAUAAUGUUACGAAGACCAUAUCAGGACUAUUGAAAGGGUAUGACAUUAGAUUAAGACCAAAUUUUGGAGGAGAUCCACUUUUAAUAGGCAUGGACCUUACUAUUGCAAGCUUCGACGCUAUAUCCGAAGUCAAUAUGGAUUACACGAUUACACUAUACUUGAAUCAAUAUUGGAAGGACGAAAGAUUAGCCUUCAGUAACCAGAAUGAAGUUUUGACACUUGCAGGAGACUUCGCUGAGAAAAUUUGGGUUCCUGAUACAUUUUUUGCAAAUGAUAAAAACAGUUUUUUCCACGAUGUCACUGAGCGAAAUAAGCUUGUAAGAUUGGACGGUGAGGGUGGUAUCACCUACGGAAUGAGAUUCACCACCACCCUAGCUUGUAUGAUGGACUUACACUAUUACCCCUUGGAUUCUCAAAAUUGUACAGUCGAAAUAGAAAGUUAUGGUUAUACCGUUAUGGAUGUCGUGAUGUACUGGAAGGACACCCCUGUGAGAGGAGUUGAAGAGGCAGAACUGCCUCAAUUCACGAUAGUUGGCUAUGAAACUAACGACAGAAUGGAGAAGCUGGCUACAGGGAUAUAUCAGAGGCUGUCUUUGUCUUUCAAACUCCAGAGGAAUAUUGGAUACUUCGUGUUCCAGACUUAUCUUCCCAGUAUUCUCAUAGUUAUGUUAUCAUGGGUAUCUUGUUGGAUAAACCAUGAAGCCACUAGUGCCAGAGUAACAUUAGGUAUUACAACUGUUCUUACCAUGACUACCAUAAGCACAGGGGUCAGAAGUUCUUUACCUCGUAUCAGCUACGUCAAAGCCAUUGAUAUAUACCUAGUUAUGUGCUUUGUAUUUGUUUUUGCUGCUCUUUUAGAAUACGCAGCUGUCAAUUAUACAUAUUGGGGUGCAAGAGCUAAGAAGAAGAGUAAAAAGAAUAAAGAACUAGAGAAGAAUAGAACAGCCGAUAAAGUCAAUUCAACAGACCACAAAUUCAACAGUGAUGAUAUCAUAGAACUCGAAGAAGUGAGAAUGAGCCCCAUACCGUCAAUCAGAAAUAAAUAUUCCUCAAGAGGAGAAAUAUUUGACUUUGAUCAAUCUAGAUUUCCUCCAAGUUUUCGUAUAUCCAGAACAACUGGAUACGCAUACAAUUAUCGUACAAAUGGAUUGAGAUACAGGGGCAAUAAAAUAGGGAACAUUCACAAGCCCAAAAUGAUGCAUGCCAUCAAAAAAGGAGCCCUGGUUAUAAAAGCUUCCAUGCCUAAAAUCAGGGAUGUUAAUGUCAUAGACCAAUACUCGAGAAUAGUUUUUCCCAUAUCCUUCACUUUAUUCAACGUUGGUUACUGGCUAUUUUACUAUUUCGAAUGAAAAAAAUGACAUUAUUACUUGUCUCUUGAAGAAUUAUUGAAUGGGGUUAAGGUUAAAGUGAAAGUACAUAAAUAAUAUUAUGUAUGUAUUGAGAAUGCAAUAAGAGUUUCUUUGUUUUCAUACAUGGUAAAUGGAAUCUAAAGAAAAAUAUAAAAAGUAUGGUGAAGAUAUCAAUACUGAAAUAAUGUAAAACAUUAUUUAGAAAAUCAAUUUUCGAUUACUUACUUGUUGCUUCCAAAUAAUGCUAUAUCAAAAAUUUAAAAUAUCACUUGCCUAGAUAUAAACAACAAAAUGUGUCAGUACCGGUUGUUCAAAUUUUAAUUGUAUUGUAUUACAGCAAUACACUGAAUAUUGGUAUUAUUGCUUUUCAAAUAGAUUCAAUCUUCUCAUGAUCAUAGUUUUGUGACAUCUACUUAUGAAAAAACCAAAAUGAGAUUGGUUCAGAUGUAUUUACUUUGGAAAAACUUCAAUAUAAUGAAAUAUGUAUUUUUUUCCAUAUCAUUAAGGUUUUUUAUGAAAGCAGAUGUUAUAUUUUAUCCGAAUAUUUAGUAUUUUCAUAGGAUUUAGCUAUAACCGAAAUAGGACCAAUGAAUAAUGUACUCCAAGGUACAUGAUUAUAUUAAAUAUUAUAUAAAUAUCAGUUAUAUUGAUAAAUAAAUGGAAAAUUACGAA
Harmonia axyridis is the source of this 2274-nucleotide messenger RNA. RefSeq names its product gamma-aminobutyric acid receptor subunit beta-like (gene Lcch3). Gene Ontology annotation, biological process: regulation of membrane potential; signal transduction; monoatomic ion transmembrane transport. Bases 163 to 1602 code for a protein of 479 amino acids. The transcript has 9 exons. NCBI's taxonomy places the organism in Eukaryota, Metazoa, Arthropoda, Insecta, Coleoptera, Coccinellidae. The record is from RefSeq and is a predicted model, not a curated record. Gene Ontology annotation, molecular function: extracellular ligand-gated monoatomic ion channel activity; GABA-A receptor activity; neurotransmitter receptor activity. Gene Ontology annotation, cellular component: synapse; membrane; GABA-A receptor complex.